This is a messenger RNA of Prionailurus viverrinus (fishing cat), 1806 nucleotides long. It is a transcript of the gene GALNTL6, whose product is annotated as polypeptide N-acetylgalactosaminyltransferase like 6. The record is from RefSeq and is a predicted model, not a curated record. Gene Ontology annotation, cellular component: Golgi apparatus. The transcript has 12 exons. The coding region runs from base 1 to 1806 and encodes 601 amino acids. Lineage: Eukaryota; Metazoa; Chordata; Mammalia; Carnivora; Felidae.
AUGAAGAGGAAACAGAAGAGAUUUCUGCAGAUGACUUUGUUAUUCAUGGUGGCUUUAAUUUUCCUGCCCAAUAUUGGUCUCUGGUCUCUGUACAAGGAUAAGCACCUGGUGAAAUCUACAGAACCCGGGGAGCAGCAGACAUUUCCACUGGGCCUGGGAGAUGGGCAAUUCUAUGCAUGGACAGAUGGUUUGAGAAGAAAGGACUGGCAUGACUAUGAAAGCAUUCAGAAAGAGGCUAUGCGCUCAGGGAAAGGUGAGCAUGGGAAACCUUACCCCCUCACUGAAGAGGACCAUGAUGACUCAGCUUACAGAGAAAAUGGUUUCAAUAUUUUUGUCAGCAACAAUAUUGCUCUAGAGCGGUCCCUGCCAGAUAUUCGCCAUGCUAAUUGUAAGCACAAGAUGUACCUGGAAAGGCUGCCAAACACCAGCAUCAUUAUCCCAUUUCAUAAUGAAGGUUGGACUUCACUCCUGCGUACUAUCCAUAGUAUAAUUAACCGAACCCCAGAGAGUCUGAUAGCAGAAAUCAUUCUAGUAGAUGACUUCAGUGAUAGAGAACACUUGAAGGAUAAAUUAGAAGAAUAUAUGGCCCGAUUUUCCAAAGUAAGGAUCGUUCGCACCAAGAAAAGGGAAGGGCUCAUCCGGACCCGACUCUUGGGGGCAUCUAUGGCAAGAGGAGAAGUCUUAACGUUCCUGGACUCCCACUGCGAGGUCAAUGUGAACUGGCUGCCCCCUCUCCUUAACCAAAUUGCACUAAACCACAAAACCAUCGUGUGCCCCAUGAUCGAUGUCAUUGACCACAAUCACUUUGGGUAUGAGGCACAAGCUGGGGAUGCCAUGCGAGGCGCCUUCGACUGGGAAAUGUACUACAAAAGAAUCCCCAUUCCUCCAGAGCUCCAGAGGGCAGAUCCCAGCGACCCUUUUGAGUCUCCCGUUAUGGCUGGAGGUCUCUUUGCUGUGGAUCGAAAGUGGUUUUGGGAGUUGGGUGGCUAUGACCCAGGUUUAGAAAUCUGGGGAGGAGAACAAUAUGAAAUCUCUUUUAAGGUUUGGAUGUGUGGAGGAGAAAUGUUUGAUGUCCCAUGUUCUAGAGUUGGUCAUAUCUACAGAAAGUAUGUCCCUUAUAAAGUUCCAUCUGGGACCAGCCUGGCAAGAAACCUGAAGCGUGUGGCUGAGACCUGGAUGGAUGAAUUUGCUGAGUACAUUUACCAGCGGCGCCCAGAAUACAGGCACCUGUCCACCGGGGACAUCUCCGCCCAGAAGGAGCUGCGCAAACAGCUCAAGUGCAAGGACUUCAAGUGGUUCAUGGCUGCAGUGGCCUGGGAUGUGCCUAAGUACUACCCUCCGGUGGAGCCCCCACCAGCCGCCUGGGGGGAGAUUCGAAACGUGGCCGCAAAUCUCUGCGUGGACAGCAAGCACGGAGCCACAGGCACCGAGCUGAGGUUGGAUAUCUGUGUCAAGGACGGUUCUGAAAGGACGUGGUCUCAUGAACAGCUCUUUACUUUGGGAUGGAGAGAAGAUAUCCGACCCGGGGAGCCACUUCACACCCGAAAAUUCUGCUUCGAUGCAAUCUCGCACAACAGCCCGGUCACUCUCUAUGACUGUCACGGCAUGAAGGGGAACCAGCUCUGGGGAUACAGAAAGGACAGAACAUUAUUCCAUCCUGUGAGCAACAGCUGUGUGGACUGCAACCCCGCAGAGAAGAAGAUUUUCAUGGCCAGAUGUGACCCUCUAUCUGAGACUCAGCAGUGGGUUUUUGAACAUCUUAAUAUGACUGUUUUAGAAAAAUUUAACCACCAUGCCAGCUCCUAG